AUGAGCGGUGAAAGGCACCAAUCACUGCUUCUGGCGUCGUGCCUACUGCUCGUGGCAGUGCUAGUUGCUCCCGCCCAAGGCAGCUGGAUAGUGAGCGACGAUGCGGCCGGCGCCAUCCAGUCGCCGGCCACAGCCGCCGUCACCGUCAGCGGAGGCCCCGCCAGCAUGGCCCCUCGCGCAGCACCCCCAGCCGCCGACGCAGAGGCGGCCGCCCUGGAAUCUAUGUCGAAUGGGAAGCCCAUGCGCUGGCUGGUGACGUACCGCGUCGCGGCGGAUGGAGGCAGCUCAGCCGACGACCAGACGCCCCAGCCCGAGCCGUCCGCCGCCGCCGCGGCCCCCGCAUCCGACGCCGCCUCGGUCGCGCCCGCCGCCGCCGCCGCGCGCCUCCGCGCGCAGGACGGCGCAAAGUAUCGCGUCCUCGCGCCCGACGGGCCCGCCGCGGCGGCGGGCGCGCGGCUGGUGCAGCACUACUCGCACCUGCCAGUCUCCGCGGUAGAGCUACCCGACGCCGCCGCCCUAGCGGCCCUCCGCGCGCACCCCGACGUCGCGCGCGUCGAGCCCGACCGCCCCAACGUCCUCGCGCUGCAGCAGAGCCUGCCGCUCAUCAACCAGCCCGCGGCCGCCGCGGCCGGCGACGCGGGGGCCGGGUGCUUCGUCGCGGUGGUCGACGGCGUUGUCGAUGUGACGCACCCCGACCUUGGAUCCUGCGCGACGCCCGGCGCGCCGCCGCCGUGCCGGGUGGCGUUGGCCAAAGACUUCAGCUCAAAUGGCUCCUCUGGGCCGGCGGCGGACACAUCUCAUGGGACAAACGUCGCUUCGAUUGUGGCGCGGACCGCCCCGGGCUCCCUGAUCCUGGCUCUGAACGUCCUGGAGGCCAACACGCAGGGCUCGACCAUCGCCUGGGACUCCAGCCUCCUGGCCGCCGUCAACUGGGCGGUGCAGGCCAAGUCCACCGGCGCCUACAACGUCUGCGCCAUCAACCUGUCCAUAACCUCGAACUCCGGCGGCUUCUACCCAGCCGCCUGCGGCGAUAGCGCGUUCGAGGCGUCAUUCGCGGCGGCGCGGGCGGCGGGCGUCCUGCCUGUGGUGGCGAGCGGCAACAACGCCAGAAAGGACGGCCUGCCCUCCCCGGCCUGCGCGCCGAGCGCCGUGAGCGUGGGCGCGUCCUUCGACGCCGCCGCCAGCUCCCGCAGCUGGGGCCCCUGCACCGACGCGGCCCCAGUCCCCGACGGCGUCGCCUGCUUCUCCAAUGGCGCCCCCUACCUGACCAUGCUCGCCCCCGGCGCCUUCAUCACCGCCGGCGGCUGGAGCAUGGCCGGCACGAGCCAGGCCGCGCCGCACGUCGCGGGCGCCGCGGCCGUGCUCAAGGCCGCCGUGCCCGCCGCGACCGCAGCCCAGAUCGUCGCCGCGCUGCAGGGCAGCGGCGUCAAGCUGAGCGACCCCCUCAACAGUGUCACCACGCCGCGCGUCAACCUGGCCGCCGCCGUCACGGCGCUGCAGGGGGGAACUUUUAACCCCGGCGCCGGCGACGCGACGCCGCCGACGGGGGCGGUGCAGAUCCAGGGCGGGGCGGCGACCACCCCGGCGUUGGACGUCACCCUCACCAUCUCCGGCCAGGACCCCGGCGGCUCUGGCGUUACGUCCAUGUGCGUCAUGAACGAGCCCCCGCCCGCCGCCCCCGCCUCGGCCUGCGCGCCGUACGUGGCGUUUGCGCAGUCCAAGGUUUGGCGACUGGCGGACGGCGGGGACGGGCCGCGCACGGUCGGCGUGUUCCUGCGGGAUGCAGCGGGCAACACCAUGGCGGCGCCAGCGACGGCGACGAUCCAAAAGGUGACUCAGACAACCACCCUCGUCAUCAACGGCGGCGCGCAGUACACCGUGACGCGCGCCGUUACCCUCACCAUCAGCGCCCCAGGGGCGACGCCCAAGACGCGCAUGUGCGUAACCUCGUCCGCCGCCGUCACCACGGCGGGUGGCUGCACCAGUUGGUCUGCGUACGCGCAGACCAAGCGCGUCACGCUCUCGGCGUCGCCCCAGGGGCCGCGGACUGUCACCGUUUUCUUCUGGGACCCGGCCAACGGCGGCACCACGCGCGCGCCGAGCCCCCGGGACCCGCCGCCCGCGUCGGCCACGAUCGUGCUCGACACGGCGGCGCCUGUGAUGCAGGCGGCGUCCAUGGCGGUGACGGCGACGCCGUCGGGCGGCGGCGGAAUGGCGGUCGGGUUCCAGCAGGCCGCGACAGACGCAGCUUCUGGGGUGGCCUCUUACGUAAUCGUUGGCCGCCAGGCGGCCACUGCGCCCUCCAGGUGCACAGGCUCUUACCUAACCCUGGCACGGCUGGCCGGCCUCUCGGGCCAGACGGCCGCCGCGCCGCCGUCCUCGCCGGCCGGCAGCCCCGCGGGCGCGGCGCCGCAGAGCGUGGCGUUCGCGGGCCUGAAGCCGGCGUCCGCUUACGCGUUCCGCGUGUGCGCGGUUGACGCGGCCGGCAACACCGCGGUAGGCACCACGGUCCAAACGAAAACGAGCGCUUGA
Monoraphidium neglectum is the source of this 2532-nucleotide messenger RNA. Its product is annotated as peptidase S8/S53 subtilisin kexin sedolisin. Gene Ontology annotation, biological process: proteolysis. Gene Ontology annotation, molecular function: serine-type endopeptidase activity. Lineage: Eukaryota; Viridiplantae; Chlorophyta; Chlorophyceae; Sphaeropleales; Selenastraceae. The coding region runs from base 1 to 2532 and encodes 843 amino acids. The transcript is spliced from 4 exons. The record is from RefSeq and is a predicted model, not a curated record.